This is a messenger RNA of Effrenium voratum, 500 nucleotides long. The record is from the annotation of a GenBank genome assembly. NCBI's taxonomy places the organism in Eukaryota, Dinophyceae, Suessiales, Symbiodiniaceae.
GCUGAAGGGGCGGGCCCAGCCGCUGCUACGCAGCCGGGGCCCUGCCACCCGCAGGUAUGCGAUGGUACAAUGUAGCUUGGCUGCUUUGGCUGCCUACCUUAGUGGAAAGCCGAAAGCUGACACAGCGUAGAGCAGGCUUCCUCUACAAGGAAGCCGCAGACGAAGGUGUAGAUGUUGCGGGCCAACUGCGCUUGAAGCUGAAGGCCAAAAGUUUCGUGAACCCCCACACCACAAUUGCUGAAGUGGGUGACGUUCGCAUCGUUGACUUCAACGGCACGUGCCUGACUUGCGGCAAAUCACCGUAUUGCGCGACGUUGAAUGCCUUCGACAAGGACACAGGACCUGAGAAGGCAUGCACUGGGACUAUGACACCUGGACAAAAGUUCAGCUGGACUGUGUCUGACAAGGAGUAUGACCUCCUGUUGACUAUGCCAAUCUCGUCUCUAGGUGACGACUUGAAUUUCGAGGUGCAGAUCUUUUCAGCAGUUGAUGCAUCAGGC